This is a messenger RNA of Ochotona curzoniae (black-lipped pika), 942 nucleotides long. RefSeq names its product olfactory receptor 13D1. NCBI's taxonomy places the organism in Eukaryota, Metazoa, Chordata, Mammalia, Lagomorpha, Ochotonidae. Gene Ontology annotation, molecular function: olfactory receptor activity; G protein-coupled receptor activity. The record is from RefSeq and is a predicted model, not a curated record. Gene Ontology annotation, cellular component: membrane. Gene Ontology annotation, biological process: G protein-coupled receptor signaling pathway.
AUGGAGGUGGGAAAUUACUCUGCUGUGACUGAAUUCUUUCUGAUAGGGCUUUCCCAACACCCAGCCCAGUUUUUCAUAUUUGUGCUCUGCCUCUUCUUGUUGUACCUAAUAACCCUCCCGGGGAAGAACCUCUUCCUCAUUAUCAUCAUGCUGGUUUCUCAUCUCCAUUCACCCAUGUACUUCUUCCUUGGAAAUCUCAAAUUCUUGGACAUCUGUUACGCAUCAUAAUCUAUUCCUCAGAUGUUCAUCAUAUUUAUGUCUGAGAAAAAAAAUAUUUUUUUCAUUGGCUGUGCUCUGCAGAUGAUUAUCUCUCUUGGCUUGGACUCCACUGAACGUGCCCUCCUGGUUGUAAUGGCUUACGAUUGCUAUGUGGCCAUCUGCAACCUACUGAGAUUCCCCAUCACUAUGAAAAGGGUGCUAUGCGUUCACGUGGCGAUCAUAGGCUGUUUGAACUCCUUAGUGCAAAUAGUAUUGACAAUGGUUCUUCCUGUCUGAGGUAAUAACAUCAUUGAUCAUUUUCCUUGUGAGACCCUGGCUGUCCUUAAACUCAUUUGCUUAGAUAUCUCCAUGAAUGUGCUUACCAUGACAAUGGCAAGUCUUAUUUUAUUGGUGACUCCUCUGCUGUUAAUUUGCAUCUCUUAUGUGUUCAUCCUCUCGCCCAUUCUAAAAAUUAAUUUUUCUGAAGGGAGAAAGAAGGCUUUUUCUACCUGUUUGGCUCAUCUGCCUGUGGCCAUCUUAUUCUAAGGUUCAGCACUUUUUAUGUACAUGAAGCCCAAGACGAAAUACACAAACGCAUCUGAAGAAAUAAUUGCACUGUCUUACAGAAUGGUAAGCCCAAAGUUAAAUCCCAUCAUCUCCAGCCUGAGGGAUAAAGAUGUAAAGGAAGCUGUGAAUAAAGUCCUGGGCAGGCACUUUCAUUUUGGAAAACAUGAAAGGCCCUGA